AUGAGUGGCAACGCCGCUAACGGUGCCGCAGGACGCGGUAGGCAACCUGGAGUACAAAAUAAUAACAAUUUAGAUCAGUUGACUGAGUAUAGACGUAGCAUUGGCUCAAAUACCAGCAACACUCGCUCGAAUAGUCCUACCUCAUCUCAGAUACCUCGAGUUCAAAGAUCUGCCGCGGUAGCUUGUAACGAAAGGUUACAUGACACUUUUCACAGACGUAGGAAUAAUAAUUCUGACUCGGUGAGAAAUCUGGCGGACUCGGGGCAAGUACAGUCGCAGAUUGACGCAGAUCAAGCGAGUUUGGACAUGGAGCAAGCUCUGUCCAACCUUGUCGUAUCUGGCAACUCAAACACAGGUGCUCAAAACCAGCAGAGUACCGGCGAUGUACAAACGAUGGGCUUUAGACGAGUAGAAAGCUCAAAUUCGGUCAACAACACGUCGAUUAGUCAUGGUCAGGCUGACACCCAGGUGACAGUCUGCCAACCAAACCUAAAUGUGUCGACAAGCAGUCGCUUGUCAAAUGGUCAAACCAGUCGUGCACCUAGUGCACUCGAUCAUAUGAUUGGUGACCCAAGGUCUAUUUUAUUCACAGAUGGCUCAAGAACGAACCCUGAGCCAAAUAAUAGACCAAUUGUCGAAGAUGACUCUGACUCAGAUUUGGAAGCUGAGGUGAUACGCGAAAUUUCGCAACGCUCACGUGAGCUGGGAAUUGACAAUUCGAGAGUCAUUCCACAGCGAAUCAAUACCGAAGAGGUGCCAAUUGGCAACCUUCCAGCGUUUCGUAAUUUGAGGGAAGCUGACCCUCCCCCUGCUUAUGUUAGAGAUGAACCUCCUCCCCCCUAUUCGGUGGGACCCCCUCCUAUGUAUACACAGACGAAUACCCAAGCUGUCGCAGGUGUAAAUGUCAACACACGCGUGGCGCCGAGUGCCACAAAUGCACAACAGCGCGAAUGGCGUACAUAUGACUUUAGGCCUGUGCAACAGUCAGUUGAGUACCAACUGGUUCGUGUGCAAAAUAGACAGCCGAAUGGGUCGCUAGAGGCUUAUGUUGACGAAAGUAUUCCUUCGUUUCGUGACAACUGCGAGUUGAUCAGUAACAGGGUUGAAAAUGUCGAAGCAUAUUUGUCUCAGACGCGUGGCGACCUGGGAGAUGUUCAUAAUACGUUGAACCAAGUGACUCAACAACAGCUGAGUGCUUUAAGAGAGGUCGGUCAAACAUGGAGGACUCGUCAUGACCAGUUGAGGGAUCAGCUGACCACUGCUCAGGGUAAUCAUGGCGAAAAUUUGACUCAGACGAUGAAUAAUGUCGCUAACCUCGCAAAUGAGCUUAAAGCUGAGCGAGAGGCGAGAAUCAGAGAAGCUGGACUUAUGCAAGUCAUGAACCAGCGAAUAGUUGACUUAGAAAAUAGGCUCGCGCGCCUUACGCGGAAUGACGAAGAGAGAUCACGUUCUCAACCGCGUACUCAUGCAAGUAACAUGAGCAAUAUUCCAGAGAACAUCGCGCAGCCACCCGAUGCCCGCCAAUUUGGUAUGACCCAGUUGACCAAAUGCUAG
This is a messenger RNA of Planococcus citri (citrus mealybug), 1554 nucleotides long. Its product is annotated as putative mediator of RNA polymerase II transcription subunit 29. The transcript has a single exon. The coding region runs from base 1 to 1554 and encodes 517 amino acids. The record is from RefSeq and is a predicted model, not a curated record. Lineage: Eukaryota; Metazoa; Arthropoda; Insecta; Hemiptera; Pseudococcidae.